Morone saxatilis (striped sea-bass) is the source of this 1263-nucleotide messenger RNA. Its product is annotated as mothers against decapentaplegic homolog 4-like. Gene Ontology annotation, cellular component: heteromeric SMAD protein complex. Gene Ontology annotation, molecular function: DNA-binding transcription factor activity, RNA polymerase II-specific; I-SMAD binding; RNA polymerase II cis-regulatory region sequence-specific DNA binding. The record is from RefSeq and is a predicted model, not a curated record. Gene Ontology annotation, biological process: cell differentiation; SMAD protein signal transduction; anatomical structure morphogenesis. Lineage: Eukaryota; Metazoa; Chordata; Actinopteri; Moronidae.
GGUCACAGCAUCACAGUACUGCUCCAUAUCCCCAGCCAGUGUCUAACCACCCAGGUCCAGAGUUCUGGUGUUCUAUCUCGUACUUUGAGUUGGAUGUUCAGGUCGGGGAGAUGUUUAAGGUCCAGUCCAACUGUCCUCUGGUGACGGUGGACGGUUAUGUGGAUCCUUCAGGAGGAGACAGAUUCUGUUUGGGACAGCUGAGUAAUGUCCACCGCACUGCUGCCAGCCACCGCGCAAGACUUCACAUUGGUCGGGGGGUUCAGCUGGAGUGUCGGGGGGAGGGGGACAUCUGGAUGCGUUGCCUUAGCGACCACUCAGUGUUCGUCCAGAGUUUGUAUCUGGACCGCGAGGCAGGCCGAGCGCCGGGAGACGGAGUUCAUAAGAUCUACCCCGGAGCGUAUAUCAAGGUGUUUGACCUGAGGCAGUGUCACAGACAGAUGCAGCAGCAGGCGGCGGCGGCUCAGGCGGCGGUAAUGACUCAGGCGGCGGCAGUUGUCGGUGCGAUUCCGGGGCCGAACAGUGUGGGGGGAAUUGCCCCUGCUGUCAGUGUGUGUUCGGCAGCCGGUCUGGGUGUGGACGACCUGCGCAGGUUGUGCAUCGUGCGUCUGAGCUUCGUUAAAGGUUGGGGGUGCGACUACCUGCGUCAGAGCAUCAAGGACACCCCCUGCUGGCUGGAGGUCCACCUGCACCGAGCGCUGCAGCUGCUCGACCAGGUGCUGCACGCGCUGCCGCCGCGAGAACACUCCCUCUGACGGGCUGUGGCAACUCUGUGUGUGACGGUGGGCGGAGCUUAGCUAACAGGACAGCCAAUGACAGCAGAGAAGGCAUCCCCCCGUCGUCCUCCACAGAGCUCAUUGGUCGGUUCAGAAAGGCUUUAGACAAUCAGCCAAUCACAGCAUCUCAUCCCUCCUGAUACCACAUUUAAGGGUCAGUUCACACAAAUCAUCUGAUCUUAAUUAUGAAAAAAUUAAAUGAAUAUGAAUGAACAUUUCUGGACUGUUUUCAGACAGAAGUUUAUGAGUUAAAUUGAACAAAGUCCAGUUCUCCCUUUAAUGCUGCAUUCAGUUUGAGUGAACUGACCUUAACUUUACUUUACUCAACUUUACCUGCCAAAAAUCAGCUGUUACAUUUUCCUUUGUUUGUUCCUUUAUUGAUUAUUUAUUUUUUAUUGAUUAUUUGCCAAAGAUUCACUUCCUGUUCUUGAUGACAUCAUAUCCUGUUUACUCGGCGAUUCAGAUUAUUUAUUCAGGUUGUUGUUUUUUU